AAGCUAGGCUACUAUUCAAGUCUGAUAAUGUCAUGUCUUAUGAAAAGAAGUUUUGCAGUCAAAUCUUUGCUGGUCUUGACACUGAUCCGCUUCUUCUGAAACACCACAAGUGCUACUGCUUGCGUCACUGAUUGAUUCUGCUGCAGUUGUUCCAUGGGUUGCUAAUCGUUCUGGUGGCACAUAAACUUUUUCUGCCAUGUUGCUCUUGUUCCUAGUUGUGGCGAUACGGGUUGGGUUCUGUGAUGGGACCACAACGUACCGAGAAAUCUUUCACUGCAUCACCACAGAGGAUUUCCCAAAUUCAGCAAUCGAGGAAUUCAAAACUGAAUCCAAAGUAGAGUGCGCCGCUGUCUGUUCUGCGCAUGUGCAAUGCAAAGCCUUCCGGUUGCUUCCUACAUCCGAUGAUGCGCAGUUCAUGUGCACUCUUCACAGCAGAACACUGUUAUCUCAGACCUGUGAUAAUUAUACCUCUACGGAGCCUGAUUAUAAUGAUAUUAUGUCGCCAUGUGAAAACGGAGGUGUGUACAAUGAGGAAUUCGGCAACUGUUCCUGCUCUGGUGGCUAUGUCGGCUCUCGCUGUGAACGGCUUAUGACAGACUGUGCUGAAGGCAUGGAACUGGGGCACUACGUGGACGAGACGAAGGUGUUCAUGAUCCACCCCAUCGGGUCUCCACGACCCUUCCUCGUCUACUGCGACAUUAGCCGACAAGGAGCCAGGAUGUUCACUAUGCGCCACGGGGGGAUCCUGGACUUUUCCCGACCAUGGGUAGACUACAAAACGGGCUUUGGAAAUCUGUCUGGAGACUUCUGGCUUGGUCUGGAUCAUAUUCACUAUCUGACCAACUCACGACCAGUGAAACUGAUUGUCAGGAUCACCACCCGUAUGCCCAGUGACGCUUAUCCUGUACGUAAACACGGCUACCAUUACUUAACCGUGGGCGACGAAUCGACUGGCUACGUCCUAAAUUUCACAUCCACUUGGGCUCACCCGGGCACCUACAUCCUAGGCGACUGCUUCACACCCAUGAGGGGGAAGAAGUUCAGCACCUAUGACGUCGACAACGACGACGACCCCGUGAAAAAUUGCGCCGCUGUCCACCAGGGGGCGUGGUGGUUCACGGCGUGUGGAGAGUGCAACCCGACCGGACCGAUAAUCAGUGAGACAUCAGGAUAUCUUUCGAACAUCCCAAACGAGGCCUUCUGGCAACCUGGCAUACCAACUUACUCACUCACCAAAGUCGAGAUGUUUUUCAAAGUGAUGUAAUUUUUAAUUUGAAGUUUACACGAUAUAUGGCUAUUCCAUUAUACGAGAGGUCGGUCACAUGAACGUCAAAUUGACUUUCAUACGUGUUUGAACGACAGAAUUUGACGUUUUUCACGAGACUGUAUUCUUGAAAUGAUGUAAACACAGACGCACUAGUUCAACAUUCCUGGCGGAACCCCUCGGAAUUCCUAAACACGAAUACAUACAGAAGCAUUGUUUCUGAUUAUUUAGACCCUUUAAUCUUGCGUUUUAGUAUACAUUGAGAAACGUCAGAGACUUUGACUGCACGAUCGUUCACGAAUAUCCUUGAUACGACCCAUCCUCGUGAAGCAGAGACCAUACAAAAGAUUA
Molecule: messenger RNA, 1615 nt
Organism: Haliotis rufescens (red abalone)
Lineage: Eukaryota; Metazoa; Mollusca; Gastropoda; Lepetellida; Haliotidae
Product: angiopoietin-related protein 4-like
Exons: 4
Coding region: 197-1264 (355 amino acids)
Source: RefSeq, a predicted model, not a curated record